Molecule: messenger RNA, 189 nt
Organism: Punctularia strigosozonata HHB-11173 SS5
Lineage: Eukaryota; Fungi; Basidiomycota; Agaricomycetes; Corticiales; Punctulariaceae
Exons: 1
Source: RefSeq, a predicted model, not a curated record
CCCUUCAUGUCCUGGGAGUGCGGGUUGUUGGGCCUUCCCAGAGCACGGCGACCUUGUCCGCAGGAAGGACUGGCGGCUUGUAUGCGCUUCGGCGUAUGCACUUUCGAAAUAUUUCCCUGUCCUGCUUUGGCCCUCGGGCUGGGCAGGCUUUUUUUUCCAUUCUUUCGCAGUCCUAACCCUAACCCUAUA